AUGGACCUGAGCUUCGCUGCAGAGGACGCGGAGGCCGAAUGGGCUGACGGGGACGAUGACGUGCCCGUCGUCGUGGACGGGUCACAGAGGAACGGGCCCUCCAAGGGGGCUGCGGCUGCCACUGCCGCUGCCUUGCCGUCAAGCAAAAAAGCCUUCACAGGCUCCCGGCCACCUUCGAAGAUCCACGGCAACCCCGCGACCAGGUACUUUGUAAUCAAGAGCAGCAGCCACAAAAACCUCGUUCUGUCGAUUGAACACAAGGUUUGGGCUACUCCGUCGCGGCAGAACCAAGAGAAGCUGAACGAGGCGUUCCGCACUGCGCCGCACGUGAUACUCCUCUUCUCCGUCAACGGCUCCGGCUGCUUCCAGGGCUACGCCAAGAUGCUGGGCCCCGUAGGCCACGUGAGUACUGAUGUCUUCGAGGGUUUCGGGCGCAGCUUUGAGGUGCGAUGGCUACGCUUGGACGACCUGGAUUUCUCCGAGGUUUCGGACAUCGUCAACCCUUGGAACGAGAACCGCUCUGUCAAAGUCUCCAGAGAUGGCCAGGAGCUGCCUCAUGCUGUCGGGCGGCAGGUCUGCGAGCUUGUCGAUCACCGAGUCUUCACGGCGGAGCCAUCAGGUUACAUAGAUGACAGCCAAGAGGUGGAGACUGCGACUUUGCGCUUGGAAUCUGUACCGGUGCCAGCUCCAGCGCCGAUCUUUCCUAACGGCCGCCAUAAUGGCCCCGCAGCCCAAACGCCCCACGCUCCUUAUCCAUUGCCACACCCUGCUGCAGUGCACCAAAUCACAGCGCCCCCCGUGCUGGCAGCUUCCCCACCGCACUGGGGCAUGGGGGGCAGGGCGUUUGCACCCCCUUUCUCGAGCCAUCCACACCAUGCAUGGUGGCCUCCCCCGGGCAGCUUCCAGGCGCCAGCAAAGGAGCGACACCCUCGGGCUUAUCUCGUCCCUUAG
Molecule: messenger RNA, 951 nt
Organism: Symbiodinium necroappetens
Lineage: Eukaryota; Dinophyceae; Suessiales; Symbiodiniaceae
Source: the annotation of a GenBank genome assembly